AUGCCAUCAGUCGACACCGAGCCUGCACGUCCCAGCCUGCGCAAGGCAAUUGCCCAGCUCCCUCUGCCAUCUGUCCCCGCGCUGUCCGCGUCGACCUGGCGAACGCACUCCUCCUUCCACUCAGCUCGAUCGUGGGCAUUCGAGGCGCCCGAGGGAGAGGGAAUCCUGGACUACGAACGAGCAGAGCAUGUCGGCGACGCUCUCCUGGGCGCUGAGAUCGCUUUGCUGAUCGACGAGCAGUACCCACGGCUAGUCACAGGCGUGCGAAGCCUCGUUAAGGCUUGCCUCGUCGAAAACAUCACUCUCGCCCAGAUAUCGCAGCGCCUCGGACUCCCCGAACAGAUCCUCUGCUCCUACGGCCAAGGGGCGUCCAUACGAGCCAACCCCGGCGUCCAAGCCUGUGUCUUCGAAGCCUUCCUCUUCUCUCUUCACGCAGAACAAGGCGCCGAGGCGAUGCGAACGUGCAUUCGCGCCAUCUACUCGCCUCUGCUACCUGCCACCGUCGAAGCGCUGCGCCCGCUCUUCGUGUCGGUAUCUUCGACGAACGGCGCCAUCAACUACGUCGGCCAGCUGAUGGAGUGGUCGAUGAAGAAGGGUUGUCCUGGGCGGAGCGUGCAGUUCAGCCAGAGUCAGCGGAGUGGCAACCUUCCUCGCAAUCCAUCAUGGGUCGUCGAGUGCACGGUGUCGGACGCGGCGAGCGGAAUAGGCGGGCAGACUUUCGUCGGGACAGGCACGACGAUCGCGAAGGCGAAGAACGAAGCGGCAGAAAAGGCGUGUUCGGCUUUCGCAAUCGCAGCCUGA
Molecule: messenger RNA, 801 nt
Organism: Rhodotorula toruloides NP11
Lineage: Eukaryota; Fungi; Basidiomycota; Microbotryomycetes; Sporidiobolales; Sporidiobolaceae
Product: ribonuclease III
Exons: 4
Coding region: 1-801 (266 amino acids)
Biological process (GO): RNA processing
Molecular function (GO): ribonuclease III activity
Source: RefSeq, a predicted model, not a curated record